Molecule: messenger RNA, 1072 nt
Organism: Leptosomus discolor (cuckoo roller)
Lineage: Eukaryota; Metazoa; Chordata; Aves; Leptosomiformes; Leptosomidae
Gene: FOXG1
Product: forkhead box G1
Biological process (GO): regulation of transcription by RNA polymerase II
Cellular component (GO): nucleus
Molecular function (GO): DNA-binding transcription factor activity; sequence-specific double-stranded DNA binding
Source: RefSeq, a predicted model, not a curated record
AGAAGGGGGCGGCAGAGGGGGCCAAGGACGGAGAGAGCGGGAAGGAGGGGGAGAAGAAGAAUGGCAAGUACGAGAAGCCGCCGUUCAGCUACAACGCGCUCAUCAUGAUGGCCAUCCGGCAGAGCCCCGAGAAGCGCCUCACGCUCAACGGCAUCUACGAGUUCAUCAUGAAGAACUUCCCCUACUACCGGGAGAACAAGCAGGGCUGGCAGAACUCCAUUCGCCACAACCUCUCCCUCAAUAAGUGCUUCGUCAAGGUGCCCCGCCACUACGACGACCCGGGCAAAGGGAACUACUGGAUGCUGGACCCCUCCAGCGACGACGUCUUCAUCGGGGGCACCACCGGCAAGCUCCGCCGGCGCUCCACCACUUCCCGGGCCAAGCUGGCCUUCAAGCGGGGCGCCCGCCUCACCUCCACCGGACUGACAUUCAUGGAUAGGGCAGGAUCCUUGUACUGGCCUAUGUCCCCCUUCCUCUCCCUGCACCACCCGCGGGCCAGCAGCACUUUGAGUUACAAUGGGACCACGUCCGCCUACCCCAGCCACCCCAUGCCCUACAGCUCAGUGUUGACUCAAAACUCCUUGGGAAACAACCACUCCUUUUCCACGUCUAAUGGGUUAAGUGUUGAUAGACUAGUCAAUGGAGAGAUACCUUAUGCCACUCAUCACCUCACAGCAGCAGCUCUGGCCGCCUCAGUGCCGUGUGGCUUGUCAGUUCCCUGCUCCGGCACCUAUUCCCUAAACCCCUGCUCUGUAAACCUCCUAGCAGGACAGACGAGUUACUUUUUCCCCCAUGUUCCUCACCCUUCAAUGACUUCUCAAAGCAGCACUUCAAUGACGGCCAGGGCAGCCUCCUCCUCAACGUCGCCACAGGCGCCCUCCACUCUCCCCUGUGAGUCCUUAAGACCUUCUUUGCCAAGUUUUACAACGGGACUUUCCGGAGGACUUUCUGAUUAUUUCACACAUCAAAAUCAGGGGUCUUCUUCAAACCCUUUAAUACAUUAACAUCCAUGGGAUCAGACUGUAAGUGAACAUUUUACACACAUUUGCAUUGUAAAUGAUAAUUAAAAGGA